Messenger RNA from Paramacrobiotus metropolitanus, 2921 nucleotides. Its product is annotated as mucin-13-like. The transcript is spliced from 10 exons. Lineage: Eukaryota; Metazoa; Tardigrada; Eutardigrada; Parachela; Macrobiotidae. The coding region runs from base 167 to 2656 and encodes 829 amino acids. The record is from RefSeq and is a predicted model, not a curated record.
AUUAUCACAAGGCUUGACACACGAUGCUCCGGUUGUGGACAUAUCGUACCCGCAAACUCUUUAUUCGUCAAACGUGCUCUUUGCCUUUUCUCUUUCUUACAUCGUACUUACAAUUAUCAAGCCAUAUCAGACAGGCAGGCCUAUAGUGGACAGAUUGUGUGAGCGGAUGGAUUUCGCUGGAAACAAUGCUUUGUGGACGGUAUUAACGCUUCUGCUUUUUGGCGCUACUUCACUCCAGCGCUCUCGUGUGUGCGGUGAUCAUAAUGAUCGUAUCGAUUGUCCGCUGCCAGCGCCAUGUUUCAACUGGGAACCGUUACGUUCCUGUAAUAUGGGUCACUCCAUCCAGGUGGCCGGCAAUGGCACUGGCAUCUUUGCGUGCUCAAAUCCGCCAGAUGAGACAUGGUACCGUGGCUACAGAUAUCUUCCCUAUCAGUUUGAUCUCAUCGAAGACGGUGACGAUGCUGACUCCGAACCAGGUGGCAUAAUAGCUGUGUCACGCUGCAUCAGAAGGACUUUUGGGCUGACUCCCGAUAGAACCGAAUCCAUGGCAAUCUUUCGGGGACCUAUAAUAGUUCCCACUGAGUGUCUAGUUUUCCGCGUCACUUUCUGGUAUCGCCUUUCCGACCCUCCAGUAUUUGACCCGGCAAACCCGCUAAACGAAUUCCAUUUCAAAGUGCUAAUUGAAGAUAACGGACAAAGUUUUCCGGUUGAUUUGAUUUGGGGACACGAAAGCGAUUAUGCCACCGCACUUCUUAAUCAAUGGAAUUUUGCGGAAGCGUCUUUUGGAAGAGACACAGGCGCCCGGUUUACUAUUAACUGGUUGGCAUACCAUAACGAUAACUGCCUGACCAACGUUAAAAGCAUCACGCUGGACAUGAUUACCAUCGAUAACGCUGUCGGUUGUCCGACAACUGUCACCACUACAACGCCCACAACAACCACAACAACAACAACCACAACUACGUCCACCACGACCACAACAGCAACAACGGCUACUACACCGUCUCCGCCUACACCACCCACGAGCACAACUACAAGCACGACCUCAACUACGCCCACGACACCCACAACGCCUGCAACCACAACAACAUCUCCAACCACAACUACCGUGCCGCUCGUACCCGAUCCGGUCUCAAGCACCCCGACCACCACGCAAUCCACUCCGACAUCAACACCCACGACGCCACCGACUACGCCGUCGACUGCAACACCAGUGAUCACUAUCAGUACCAACACAACGACGUCAGAUAUUCCGGACACUUCUACGACAACACCAACAACACCAACGACGAACGCGACGGCCCCCACCCCGCCGGUCACCGAGACCAACGCAACUUCGACGAACACAACCGUUUCACCUGUUACGAAUACAACAUCGGCGCCCACGGGAUUCUCGAAUUCCACGGAUUCUUCUCCAAGCGUCGAUACAGAGCCGACAUCGAACGUUACCGGAACCACGCCGACACCAGGAUCGUCUCCCAUCCCGACAGCCAACGGCACCACCUCCAGUUCGCCUACAUCCGCGUCGCCGCAGCCACCGAACGUCUGUAACGGAGUAAACUGCGGCUUCGGUGAAUGUACGGCAAAUGCAGCUUCUUAUGAAUGUCGGUGCCGGCAGGGUUUCGUGCAGGACCAUCCGCGAGCGAUAUGUCGUUGCCCGGCCACAAUGUUCUCUCCGAAUGCAACUUCUGGUUGUCUGGACGCACCGUUGUCACUGGAGACAACGUACCAGUUUUCUGGCGAUUUCCAGAGUGACCUUUCCGACAACAGUUCUGCAAUGUACUUAAAGUGGUCAUCGGAGAUUGAGGAAACCUUGCGAGACGAAAUAACCAAAGAUUUGACACUCGGAACGGAUAUCGCGUACCUCCUCGUUAAGGUCCGGUCGUUCCGCAACGGUUCCAUAAUCACCGACAUCUUGAUCACCGUGGGUGGUUAUGAAGCAGGUCGCGAGGCGGUAAUAAAAGCGACGAUCCUGGAAGCUGUGCCUGCAUUCGUCAUUGACGGAUCUAGCUUGAUGGUUAUCCAAUCGCCCGUUUCCGGCUACUUCAAUCGCUGCGUGGCAGUGGAAGGGAAUUCGGCAUGUGGAUCAGCCCAUCGUUGUAAUUUCGACAACAGCACCGGAAAGGCGGCGUGCCUCUGUAAUCCUGGGUACGAAUUUGAUGCUAACAGGAAAACGUGCAUUCAACUUCAGAUCGUGGCACCCACGAGUACUCCGCAAGGAGACACAGACGCUUUGUACAUCGCAUUGUACGCUAUUUCGGGUGUCGUUGGCGCGGCCAUCAUCAUAUUUGCUGGACUGUUUGCCCGAAAGAGAUAUAUCAAUGCAAAAAAGCGACGACCUUUACCAGAGCCGCCAGUGUAUCAAGCCCGUACCAAUCAGUCGCGCCAGCAGCGACACGACGCUAUCUACGCGUCCAUCGAUGGUGAUUACGGUGGGGCCCACUCCAGGCGGGAAUACCUAUCGGGUGCGGUGCGGACACCGUCCAUUCGCAGCACGACCAGCAGUAUGCCGGAUUACGAUCUGGACAUGGAUGAGCUGCAACGGCGAUCUAGCGGCUACGCAGGAUCUCUGCGCAGCACUUCGUCUUUUCAUCCGUCGGAGCAGUCAUACGAACUGUACGGUGUGCUUCCGGCGCGGAAGCAAAGACAAUAUUAAGGCGUGUUGUGUAAUCUUUCACAAUAUGGAGAAGAGAGUAUGCUUGGGUAAGCAGAUUUAUGGUGAUUUAGGAUAGAUUACUGAGACGUCUAACGCUAUUUAUAAUUUUCGCUUUUAAUGCAAUGACUGAAUGCACUUGAAUAUUUGAGUCAGUUUAAAAUCUCCGAAUUCUCACAAUUUAUCAUUUCAAUUAGUGUGUACCAGCGCUGGCUUUUUAUUCUAAGAAGUGGCCGUUGCCGAUUAAAGAAUAAAAUUCAAUGACGAU